CUGCUCGGGCAGACCGCAGGGUCUCUUUGUCCCCCCAGGGGAGCCCCCCUCCGCCUCUCCGCCGCUCCCCGCACCGCGCAGGGAGGGCCGCCUGCCCCUAUCCCGUCCCUCCGCACCGCGUCCCCGCGGCAGAAGGAGGAUCUCUGUGCCCUCCCUGCCCGGGCGGAGGGUGCGUCCCGGGAGGGGUCUGGGACCUGCCGGGCGGCUCCUCCCCGAACCCCCCUGUGCCCGGUGAGCUGUGUCCCCAGGGCAGGAGGGCUGUGAUCCUGAGAACUUCUUGCCCUGGUGCUGGACCCCUGAGCCCUUCCCUUCCUCCCGAAGCCGUAGCAUUCACAGUGCCCAACGUUCGCCAUCCGCUGCUGGGAGUGCACAGCUUCCUGCUGAUAGAAUUGGCUGAGUAUAACCCAUGGAUCUUUUAUAAUGGUGGGACGGUGUCAUCGGGUGAUAGAAUUGUCUAAACAACACUAAAUUGUUGUGAGUUCCUCAAAUCGUAACAGCUGGCAAGUACAGGCCCCCUGCUCAGAUCCCUGCCUGGACAGGGAUGGGGAUGAUGGCAACCAUUGCCAGAGAGGUCCAAGCCCACUGGGGCAUGGCUCUGGAGCGGGUCAUGGGCACCCGGGGGCUCUGCGCAGCCACUCCCAAGGGUAGUGUCAAGGGGCCCCCGCGGCACCCCGAUCCCGUUUGUCCUGAUUCCUGGAGAGGGAGGUGCAGAGGCCUGAAUGGCUGCUUUCGGGACCAGCCAGGCGAUUUUCCAGCCCGGCGUGUCUGCUGAGCGUUUCCCUUGGCCGAGGGCUGAGGAUGAAUCCCCGGUGCACGUGCCGUGUGCGAGGCAGGAUGCGCGUCACGACUGUCACAGGGUUAAUGGCCAGCAUCCCGCUCCACCUGCCAGUGUGCCGCCGGCACCCGUGGCUGUGCGCCCCGUCCAGUGGCUGUACCCUGUGGCUGAAGGCAAACCCAGGGCUCGGUGGGGCCGGCCAGGUGCCGGGGUGCCCAGUCUCCUGCUGGCAUGGAGGCGCGGUGCCGGCACAGCGCAGCCUUCGACUGCAUGCCCCAGCCGGCGGCCUGCUGCCCUGACUGGAUGGCGGGGCUCCCCGAUGCCUUGCCCCUCUCCCGCCUCUCCAUCCCUGGCACCCACGACUCCCUCAGCCUGUUCGGCGGCCGGCGCCUGCGGUGCCAGAGCUGGGGCCUGGAGGCCCAGCUGGCGGCCGGCAUCCGCUUCCUGGACGUGCGCUGCAAGCUGGCGCGGGGCGAGCUCCAGGUCUACCACCUCUGCACCUUCCAGCGGGCCAGCCUGCGGGGGGUCCUGCGCCGCACCCUGCGCUUCCUCCACGCCCACCCUGGCGAGGCCGUGCUCAUGCGCAUCAAGGAGGAGCUGCCCAUCUUCUCCAGGCCGGGCUUCGCUGCCCGGCUGCACCGCUGCCUGCUGGAGGAAGGACGGGGCCACGUGUGGUGCCGGGAGGAGGUGCCGACGCUGGGCCAGGUGCGGGGAAAGAUCGUGGUGCUGGAGGCGCUGGCGCGGGAGGUGCUGGGCAUCCCCUACGAGCAGCUGAGCAUCAGCGACGCCUGGAACGUCCUCUCACUGAAGCGCAAGUGGGCUCGGGCGCGGAGGCACCUGGAGAGGGCGGCCGGCGGGGACCCCGCCACCAUGCACCUCACCUUCUGCUCCGGCAACGGGCUCUUCACCUGCCCCGAGGAGGUGGCCCGCUUCGUGAACCCCCGCUGCUACCAGCACCUGCGGCGCCGGGGGGGUCAGCCCGUGCGCUGGGGAGUGGUCAUCAUGGACUUCCCUGGGGCAGGGCUCCUCCGGCUCAUCGUGGAGAGCAAUGGCCCAUCAGCCAGCAGACACACCGCAGCGGCCCCCAGCACCCCCACAGGACCCUCAUGGCACCCCCGCAGCAGAGGGUGCGGGCGCUGCAGCCGGCACAACUCCGCUCACUGCCCGCGCCGGCGUCCCUCGGGACGGACGCUGCUGCCGGCCCCACGCCUCUGCCGAAGGACAUCAGCGCCCGUGGAGCGAAAGCGGGUUUCUAGCUCUUGCUGGGUGCCGGGAAGCCUUCGUGUGACGAUGGUGUGACAGUGCCGGAGGUGGCAGAGGGUCGGCAGCUGCGGUCGGAGCCGGGCAGACCAGGGAGCUGCCCUCUGCAUGCCGUUCUCCCCUGAGGAGACAGGGGCUUGUCCCGAAAGUCAGGACUGUUAGAGAGAGGCAACUUCAGCAAGCGCUGCCGACCCUGUGCCUGAAGAGCUGAAUGGCCACAGCAGCAGCGAUUCAGACGGGGCUACUCCGUCCCCAGGGUCACGUACCCCGGGGACACUGCAAAGGGCAGAGCCUGAUGGUUUGCAACAGCAUGGGCAGAACAGUUUGUAGAUCUACCUUUUGUAGGUUGAGACCUACAAAAGAUUUUAAAACGCAUGUUGUGCCAGCACCUGCCCUAUCUGCAGAAAAUAAUUCAGCAAUUUAAAUAGACUGGGAAGUUGCAGGACACAGUAGCUCCUUGGAGCAGAAAGGUAAGCAAGAUCCUGGGGGAGAAAGCAUCAAAAUGCCAGCUGCGCUGAAGCAGGGAGGUGAGAAGGAGAAGAGGAAAGCUCAGCCCCAGCCUGCCAAAAGGAGAAGAACGUCCUUAAGGAUGCUUCUGACUCAAGGGAAAACGUAGCUGGGCUUGGUGCCUGCCUGAGUGGUUUCCACAGGAUUUCCUGGCUGGAGGAGAGGACAUUGUUUGCUCUGCCCAGGCCUGGCCCUGGCUGGAGAUCUGGCUCUUGGUGCUGAUUAUGUUUAUCCACUGGCCCUGGGCGGGCUGUGGUGGCCCUGUUCAGGGAGCAGGGGAGGACAAAGCCCGUGCUGCAAAGAGCCAGGUGGGAGGGGAGAAGGCAAUAGUGUGCAGAGGGUGAUGGAGGUGACAAACAGAGGAAUCUGUCUCUGGGCUUGCUUUGUGAGAUAGUAGAAGAUUGAA
Molecule: messenger RNA, 2948 nt
Organism: Calidris pugnax (ruff)
Lineage: Eukaryota; Metazoa; Chordata; Aves; Charadriiformes; Scolopacidae
Product: 1-phosphatidylinositol phosphodiesterase-like
Exons: 5
Coding region: 1007-2074 (355 amino acids)
Biological process (GO): lipid metabolic process
Molecular function (GO): phosphoric diester hydrolase activity
Source: RefSeq, a predicted model, not a curated record